This is a messenger RNA of Silurus meridionalis, 3390 nucleotides long. RefSeq names its product ubiquitin specific peptidase 5 (isopeptidase T) (gene usp5). Bases 177 to 2744 code for a protein of 855 amino acids. Gene Ontology annotation, biological process: protein deubiquitination. Lineage: Eukaryota; Metazoa; Chordata; Actinopteri; Siluriformes; Siluridae. The transcript has 20 exons. Gene Ontology annotation, molecular function: protein binding; cysteine-type deubiquitinase activity; zinc ion binding. The record is from RefSeq and is a predicted model, not a curated record.
CUAGAAGCAGGAGUUGGUUAAGCGAAGCGGAAAGAGAAAGGGAGUAAGCGGAGCUGUCACCGCGCUGGUAUUUUGGGUUUGGAGUGUUGUGGUGUGGGAGCAAAAAAAAGAAGAAAAAAAAGAAAAAAGUAAGACGGGACGAAUACGCGAAAAAGCGACAGACUUAGCGAGAGGACAUGGCGGAGGUCAGCGAGGUUCUGAUGUCGGUGUUGUCCACUAUUCGUGUGCCGAGGCCCGGAGACCGCGUUCAUAAAGAUGAGUGUGCGCUGUCAUUCGCCUCUCCGGAAAGCGACGGAGGCCUGUACGUCUGCAUGAACUCUUUCCUGGGCUUGGGGAGUCGCUUUGUGGAGCGUCAUCACGCCCGGACCGGGCAGAGAGCUUACCUGCACAUCAAGCGCACGCUCAAGCCUCACGUCCAGAAAGAGGAUGAUGGCAGUACCGGGUCAGGAGAUCCUCCCAAGAAGAAACCCACUCGCCUGGCUAUAGGGAUUGAGGGUGGAUUUGACGUGGAUCAGGAGCAGUAUGAGGAAGAAGUCAAGGUUGUUCUUUUCCCAGACAGACAGGAAGUGACAUCAGAGGACCUGGCUACUAUGCCAGAUGUAGUGAGAGAGCGGGUGUCGCUGUCGAUGGCGGGGUUGCUGGCUGCAGAUUCUGUAUCACAAGCUCUGCAGGUGCAGCAGUGGGAUGGAGAAGUGAGACAGGAGUCCAAACAUGCAGCUGAACUCAAGCAGCUUGACAAUGGACUCAAAAUUCCUCCUAGUGGGUGGAAGUGUGAGGUGUGUGAACUGCAGGAGAACCUGUGGAUGAACUUGACGGAUGGCAAGGUGCUGUGUGGGCGAAGAUAUUUUGACGGUUCGGGUGGAAAUAACCACGCUCUUCAGCACUUCCAGGAGACAGGCUACCCGCUGGCCGUCAAACUGGGCACCAUCACACCUGACGGAGCGGAUGUUUACUCAUAUGAUGAGGACGACAUGGUUUUGGAUUCUAAGCUAGCAGAGCAUCUCAGCCACUUUGGCAUUGAUAUGAUGACCAUGGAGAAGACAGAACACACUAUGACUGAAUUAGAGAUUGCUGUGAAUCAGCGUGUGGGUGAGUGGGAGGUGAUCCAGGAGUCUGGCACCACACUGAGGCCUCUCUGGGGUCCUGGUCUUACGGGUAUGAAGAACCUGGGCAAUAGCUGCUACCUCAACUCGGUCAUGCAAGUGCUCUUCACCAUCCCCGACUUCCAGGAAAAGUAUGUGUCCAGCAUUGACAAGAUCCUGGAUGAAGCUCCAAGUGAUCCCAGUCAAGACUUUAAGACACAAGUAGCAAAACUGGGCCAUGGUUUGCUCUCAGGAGAACACUCGAAGCCCGCUCCAGACCCAGGCGAUGACCCCAGUGCGUCCCCUGAACCCAGGGGAGAUCAGGUGGGCAUUGCACCACGCAUGUUCAAAGCCCUCGUUGGUCGGGGCCAUGCUGAAUUUUCUACUAAUCGACAACAAGACGCUCAGGAGUUUUUUCUUCACUUCAUAAACAUGGUGGAGAGGAACUGCAGGUCUGGACCAAACCCGUCUGAAGCUUUCCGCUUCCUGGUGGAGGAAAAGAUCGUGUGCCAGCAGUCUCAGAAGGCCAAAUAUACACAGAGAGUGGACUAUAUAGUUCAGCUGCCUGUGCCUAUGGACCAGGCCACAAACACAGAAGAGCUACAGGAGGCCGAGCGUCUGCGGGAAGAGGCGGAGUCAUCUGGAAACCCACCUCCCUGUGCACCUCGAGCUCAAAUCCCAUUCAAAGUUUGCAUGAACGCUCUCAGUGAGCCGGAGACACUCACAGACUUCUGGAGCUCUGCGGUACAGGGCAAGACCACUGCCACCAAGACCACACGCUUUGCUUCAUUCCCUGAUUACCUUGUCAUCCAAAUCAAGAAAUUUACUUUUGGCCUGGACUGGGUCCCUAAAAAACUGGAUGUUAGCAUAGAUGUUCCUGAUACACUGGACUUGAGUGAUCUUCGGGCAACCGGACAGCAACCUGGAGAGGAGCUUCUACCAGAGGUGGCCCCGCCCCCUCUCAUGACCCCUGACGUGGAGGUCAAAGGUAUCCUGGGUUCCCACGGCAACGAGGAGGACGACUCUCUCUAUUCCCCACUGCUGUCUCCUGUGUUGGAUGAGUCCACAGUGUCUCAGCUGUGUGAGAUGGGCUUUCCUCUCGAGGCUUGCAGGAAGGCAGUGUAUUACACAGGAAACACUGGCAUCGACGCUGCCAUGAACUGGGUUAUGGGGCAUAUGGACGAUGCAGAUUUUGCUGCUCCCUUGGUGUUACCAGGCUCUAGUUCUGCUCUUGGAUCCACACCCACCGAAAGCCUGUCAGAAGAGCACCUGGCCACCAUCGUCUCCAUGGGCUUUAGCCGAGAUCAAGCCUCACGUGCUCUCAAGGCUACGAGUAAUAUUCUUGAGAGGGCAGUGGACUGGAUCUUCUCCCACCUGGAUGAUCUGGAGUCUAUGGAGGUGUCUGAGGGCGGUCGCUCAGAGGGAGUCAGUGAAGCCAGCCGAGAUGCUCCGCCCGGACCACGCGUUCGUGACGGACCGGGAAAGUACGAGCUGUUUGCUUUUAUCAGUCACAUGGGCGCGAGCACAAUGUGUGGCCACUACGUCUGCCACAUCAAAAAGGACCAACAAUGGGUAAUCUUUAAUGAUCAAAAAGUGUGCGCCUCUGAGAAACCCCCGAAGGACCUGGGCUACCUGUACUUUUACAGGAGAAAGGCGGAGUAGAAGACUUAAUUUACACACACACGCACACACACACGUUGUCUUAGCUGCUGAGGGAUGCGAGGGGAGGGUGGGCAUUCUCAAGCUUCUGAACUGACACAGGUUUUUGUUUGAGCAAUUCAAGCACUUCUUCCUUUUAUACUGCAUCCGACCAGCCAGAGGAGGGUCCCAGUGGAGUGAGCAGUGCUGCAGGACUCGCUGAUAGCACAAGUGACCUCUUACUUUCUUUCUCUCUCUCCCUCUCUCGGUUUCUCUCUCUUUCUCUCUCGCCCUCCCCUGGCUUUGUGAUGGUUAUUGUGCAGUCAUUGCUUCUAGAGCUAGGCUCUACCUUUUUUUUUUUUUUUGUUGUUGUUCUUGUUGUUGUUGUUGUUGUUGUUGGUUUUCUCCCAUCUGCUCCAAAUAAACAAGGUUUCUCCAAGAAGGACGUAGAUCACUACAGGACAUGAUUCUAACAUAAAAGGGUACACACUGAAGAAAAAAAAAAAAAAGAAAAACUAGAUGCAAAACCAAGCCAAACAGGUUGUGCUGUCAUGUGUUGCAAGCCUGAUAGCUGAAGGGUUUCUUUUUCUCCUUUUUUGGGGAAAUCAAUUAGUUUUGUUCUUUCUGCUUUGAAAAAAAAGGAAAUAAAAGAUGUCUCUUUGCCAGUAAA